Messenger RNA from Rhinolophus ferrumequinum (greater horseshoe bat), 785 nucleotides. RefSeq names its product ubiquitin conjugating enzyme E2 A (gene UBE2A). Gene Ontology annotation, biological process: protein polyubiquitination; proteasome-mediated ubiquitin-dependent protein catabolic process; DNA repair. Gene Ontology annotation, cellular component: HULC complex. Gene Ontology annotation, molecular function: ubiquitin conjugating enzyme activity. The transcript has 6 exons. NCBI's taxonomy places the organism in Eukaryota, Metazoa, Chordata, Mammalia, Chiroptera, Rhinolophidae. The record is from RefSeq and is a predicted model, not a curated record. The coding region runs from base 204 to 662 and encodes 152 amino acids.
CCUUCCAGGUUGGUUCAGCCCGGGUCUACUCCGGGGUGGUGCUUAGCCGGCGCCAGACCGACCCUCGACUUCUAAGGGGUAGUGCUGUGCCUCUAGGCGCUUCCUCCCCGGCUACUUCGGCUUCUCCAGCGUCCUCGGCCUCCUUACCCUCCGCGGGCACCCGAGAACUCGGUGUAUGCUCCAGCCCUGACCCCGCUCGAGAUAUGUCUACCCCGGCUCGGCGGCGCCUCAUGAGAGACUUCAAGAGGUUGCAGGAGGAUCCUCCAGCCGGAGUCAGCGGGGCUCCGUCCGAGAACAACAUAAUGGUGUGGAACGCGGUCAUUUUUGGGCCCGAAGGGACCCCGUUUGAGGAUGGAACAUUUAAACUCACAAUAGAAUUCACUGAAGAAUAUCCAAAUAAACCACCUACGGUUAGAUUUGUCUCUAAGAUGUUUCAUCCGAAUGUCUAUGCAGAUGGUAGUAUAUGUCUGGACAUACUUCAGAACCGUUGGAGUCCAACCUAUGAUGUGUCUUCCAUUUUAACAUCCAUACAGUCUCUAUUGGAUGAGCCCAAUCCCAAUAGUCCAGCAAACAGCCAGGCCGCUCAGCUGUACCAGGAGAACAAGCGGGAAUAUGAAAAACGUGUUUCUGCGAUAGUAGAACAGAGCUGGCGUGAUUGUUGACCUGGGUGCAGCAAAAGGAGAGGCUGGGCAUAAGAAAAAUAUAUAUUGAUGUGUUUGUCACCGUCCUAAUCCUCAGUGUCAUUACAUUUACUUUAUUAAAAGCAAAAUAGCUAUUGUGCUGUU